Molecule: messenger RNA, 1204 nt
Organism: Sorghum bicolor (sorghum)
Lineage: Eukaryota; Viridiplantae; Streptophyta; Magnoliopsida; Poales; Poaceae
Product: protein REVERSION-TO-ETHYLENE SENSITIVITY1
Exons: 3
Coding region: 345-1046 (233 amino acids)
Biological process (GO): regulation of ethylene-activated signaling pathway; response to ethylene
Cellular component (GO): endoplasmic reticulum; Golgi apparatus
Source: RefSeq, a predicted model, not a curated record
GCGUGUGCGCUACCAUUUGUGGGUGCUGCCCAUCCGGUCCGGUCCAGGUGCAUGCACAUUUCCCUCCUCGGCUCCUCCCCACAUCACAAUCACCACCGCGCCUCCCCCACUCUCUUUCCCCGCAGCAAGUGCAAGGCCAGCGACACGGCGAGUCAUCUUCUUCCUGCCCAAUACGGCGAGCGGCGGCGCCCCGACCAGGGGUCAGCACCGGCCACUGGACAGCACAGCGCGCCGAUCCAGUUCCUGCGGUUGAGAAACUACGAGAUUGAAGCUAGAGUGCUAGACGAUGUUUUUAGUUUCUUCAAGUACAAGGAACAUUAAUAUCACCUAAAGUACUUUCCUCAAUGGAGCUUGAAGCUGAUUUUGCUGAUGAAGAUGUCAGUUCAAAUAAUGGAUUACAAGGUCUGUGGUCACUUGACGAGAUAGAUCCAAAGAGAGCAAGGUUCCCGUGCUGCAUUGUCUGGACUCCUCUUCCUGUAGUUUCAUGGCUUGCUCCUUACAUAGGGCAUGUUGGAAUCUGUCAGGAGGAUGGGGCUAUCUUGGAUUUUGCUGGUUCAAAUUUGGUGAGCAUGGAUAAUUUUGCUUAUGGUUCAGUUGCCAGAUACCUCCAGCUUGACAGAAAGAAGUGCUGCCUUCCUGUUAAUCUUGCAGCACAUGUAUGCAAGCAGUCCUACAAUCAUUCAGAAGUUGGAGCAGCGAUAUCAUGGGAUGAUGCUCUGCAAUCGGGCAUGAGACGCUUCCAGCACAAGUACUACAAUUUGUUCACCUGCAAUUGCCACUCGUUUGUGGCAAACUGCCUGAACCGGCUUGCCUACAAUGGCUCUGUGGAGUGGAAUGUUUUGAAUGUGGCUGCUCUUGUUUGGUUUCAUGGCCAAUGGGUGGACAAAAUGUCUUUCCUUCGGUCUUUCUUACCUUUCCUAACUGUGACAUGCAUCGGUAUUUUAAUGGCUGGCUGGUCUUUCCUAGUAGGGAUGGCAGCAUUCUCUGUUCUUUUGAUUGGAUGGUUUGUUUUUACAGUAUACUGCGUUAAGGGUUUGAUAUGUUGACUGGAAAAGAAUGAUUAGUGCAUUACAUUCUACAAAUUAGUGCAUUGCAGUCUACAAAUUAUGGAUGUAAUCGUCGUGCUAGAUUCAAUUAAAUAAGUGGUGUCCUCAGCCUCAGUGAUUCAGAAACCUGUGCAAGUUCAUCAAUUUAUUUUGACGUA